CGCCUGUCAUCCUGGAUCCACCAACUCCUUCAUCGCCCCCUGCAUACCAUCUUCCAUUCAUCGCCAUCGUCAGCAAUACGCUCCCGCUCUUUGGCCGUUCCUCUUCAUCCUUCACAUAUUGGCAUCGCCUGGACUGCUCGACGCUGCGCCAGCGCCACGACCCAAGACCCGGGUCCUGUUUGCCUUUGCGAAGCCGCACACACUCCCUUUCACGUUUGCUGCUCCGCCCCGCCACUACAACAUAGCCAAUAUUUCUUUCCUCGAUUUUCGAGCUUAGCAUUACUGCUGUCACUUUUCCAUGAUGAUGGCUACAGAUGACUGGCGUAUCACCUCCAAGAUUGCUCAGGCAGAGCGGGAAGGUCGAACAUGGUGGAGCUUCGAGUACUUUCCCCCUCGUACUUCCCAGGGUCUGAGCAAUCUCUUCGACCGAGUUGGCCGCAUGUCAGACUUGGGACCAGCUUUCGUGGAUGUGACUAUGCAUGCAGGCGGGCGCACACUAGACCUGACCAACGACCUCGUCAAGAUUAUCCAGACUUAUCUUGGGGUAGAGACAUGUAUGCAUCUCACCUGCACGAACAUGCCUAGAGAGAAGAUCGACCGAGCUCUCGAGCUGGCAAAGGAGGCGGGUUGCCGGAACAUCCUCGCCCUGCGUGGUGAUCCGCCUGCGGGACAGCACGAAUGGACCCCUGAUGCUGCUGGCUUCACCUAUGCCCGGGAGCUGGUAGAGUACAUCAAGAAGAACUAUGGAGACUACUUCUCCAUUGCUGUUGCUGGCUUCCCAGAAGGCCACCCCGAGUCGAAGGAUGGCCGAGAGCUCGAGAUUGAGCGGUUGAAGGACAAGCUCGAUGCUGGAGCCGAUUUCAUCUUCACUCAGAUGUUCUACAACUAUGACAUCUUUGCCAACUGGGUCAAGGAAGUCAGGGCUGCAGGUAUCACAUGCCCAAUCGUACCUGGAGUGAUGCCCAUCCAGACAUAUGGAGGAUAUCAAAGGGCUACGGAACGCUUCGGUACCCUAGUGCCCCAGUACUUCCACGAUGCACUCGACCCCAUCAAGGACGAUGAUCAGAAGGUCAGGGAGGUCGGAACACAGCUGGUCGGAGACAUGUGCAAGAAGAUCAUCGACCCAAAGAAUGGUCUAGGCGUUUCCGGUCUGCACAUUUACACCAUGAAUCUGGAGCGCGGGUCUCGAAUGCUGCUCGAGUACCUCGACUUGGCUCCCACCCCACAACAGGUCAAGACUUUGCCUUGGACCCCUUCUUUGACUCCCAAGCGACGAGAGGAGGGCAUCCGCCCCAUCUUCUGGGCGAACCGAGCCAGGUCAUACGUGAGCAGGACGGAGACGUGGGACGAGUUCCCCAAUGGACGGUGGGGAGACGCUCGAAGCCCUGCGUUUGGUGAUUUCGAUGCCUACGGUGUCAAGCUGAGAUACACGAACGAAGAGGCGAAGAAGUUGUGGGGCGAGCCGGAAUCUCUGGAGCAGGUGAAGAAUUUGUUCAGAAGCUUCUGUAAUGGGGAAGUCAAAGCCCUUCCUUGGAGCGACAGCGGUGUUGCCAAGGAGACCACUGUCAUCAACCGACAGCUGGGGCUCCUCAAUGCGCUGGGCUACUUGACCAUCAAUUCGCAGCCCGCUGUUGAUGGAGUGCGAAGUGAAGACGAAGUACACGGCUGGGGACCCAAGGGCGGAUACGUCUACCAGAAGGCGUACCUUGAGUUCUUUAUCUCACCCAAGCAGCUGAACAAGCUCGUUGCGCAGAUCGAAGCAGACCCACAAAUCACAUACCACGCCGUGAAUGCUCGCGGUGACAUGAGGACCAACACCACCUCUGAAGCGCCCAAUGCCGUCACAUGGGGUUGCUUCCCCCACAAGGAGAUUGUACAGCCCACCAUCGUCGAGUCCAUCUCCUUCCUAGCAUGGAAGGAUGAGGCGUACGAGAUUGGCAGGAACUGGUCCAGGAUCUACGACGAGGGCAGCACGUCACGCAAGAUGCUGGAGAAGAUCUUCGGAGAUGCUUCGGAUGAGGCUGAUGACGACAGUGGAUGGUUCUUGGUGAAUGUGGUCCACAAUGACUUCAAGUCUCCGGAGGCCAUCUUCAAGCCCUUCCUGGCUGCAGCUGACCCCUCGACACUUCAGAGCCUCGCAAAGGGCACACUGAGCGAUGCUGUCACGGGACUGGUGGAUGGAGUCAAGGGCUACGGACAGGCCAUUGCCGAAACGCUCGACGGCGUCAAGAGUGCAGUGCUGAAUGGCAGCACGGAGGGCAAACAGGUCAAUGGCGCUAAUGGUGCUAGCCGUAUCACCGUUGACAGGUGAUCAGCUGCGCCGCUUGCCAGGCUAGAGGAGAGCAGCUCCACAGCAGCGAAUGCCCGACUCGUCAUCUCAACGAAUGUCACGAUAAUCAAGUACAGGUCUUCUCGAGACUCGACCAAAAGCGUAGACGGUACGCGCGUCAUUACGGGCGAAGCGUACUGUCACACAAACACCCAUUUCAACACUUUCCCAGCAUCUCAUCUCAUGUCACUCUCCCCCACACCAUACCUCGUCACCACUCGGGACGCUUCACCUCGUCCACCUGACUCCCCCCUUGCCACCCCCACCACUCUCCCCCUCUCCAUUCUGACCACUUCUUUUGUCGAUACUCUCGUCUCUUUCCUUCAUCGGUUUUCUCGCCCCUCCCACACACGUCAUCUGUAUUUCAACAUAGCAGGCAUCUCUCUUACAUCUGAAUGCAAAGCGAUUAAAAAUGAG
Microstroma glucosiphilum is the source of this 2746-nucleotide messenger RNA. Its product is annotated as methylenetetrahydrofolate reduct. Bases 299 to 2311 code for a protein of 670 amino acids. Lineage: Eukaryota; Fungi; Basidiomycota; Exobasidiomycetes; Microstromatales; Microstromataceae. The record is from RefSeq and is a predicted model, not a curated record. Gene Ontology annotation, cellular component: cytosol. The transcript has 2 exons. Gene Ontology annotation, biological process: tetrahydrofolate interconversion. Gene Ontology annotation, molecular function: FAD binding; methylenetetrahydrofolate reductase [NAD(P)H] activity.